Messenger RNA from Prunus mume (Japanese apricot), 698 nucleotides. RefSeq lists its product as uncharacterized. NCBI's taxonomy places the organism in Eukaryota, Viridiplantae, Streptophyta, Magnoliopsida, Rosales, Rosaceae. The record is from RefSeq and is a predicted model, not a curated record.
CCAGGCUCUCGCAGGGCUUUCUCUUUCGCGUGCACGCAGCCAUGGACUUCUUCUCAUCCUCUAAGUGCAAGAGAUCGAAUUCCGAGAUCGAUCUCUUGAAGUUCUACUGGCCAAAGCCAACUGAAACAAAGACUGAAGAAGAAAAGGCUAAACUGCUAACGUUUGAAGAACUGUGCACUGCUUCUGAUUUCCUAAGCGGCCCUCCUCGUCCUCCUGGUGAAUGUACCUUUUGUUUAAAGGUAGAUGAACACUAUACGGGAGGAUGCCCAUACAAGGAUAGUGUCCCAAAGGGGGCACCUGUGGGCAAAUAUUGUGUUGUCCUUUGUAAGGUGUGUGGAGACAUCUUUGAGGGCUUCUGUUGCGGACGAGAUGAAGGACGUGCGAUUCUUGACCCGUUUGCAUUAUUAGACUCGAGAUGAAGGAACCAAGGUGUCUGGAUUUCGUCCUACUUGAAGAUGUCUUUUCCUUUUUUUAUUUAUUAUUAUUUUUACUUAUCGAAAGCAAGCACAAUGUCGUGGACAUUGACCUUUUGGUUUAAAGGCCCAACAAACCUUAAUAUUUCUGAAUAAGGCAAUGCCAUCUUACGCAUUAUUCCAUAUUUUCUGUUUGUAAUUGAUCACUGUUUGAGUUUAAGACCCCUCUAGUUAGUUGCUAGUGCUGACAGUGGAGGAGUUUCUGCAGAUGGCAAUAAAAAUGUA